Coregonus clupeaformis (lake whitefish) is the source of this 1875-nucleotide messenger RNA. Its product is annotated as ADP-ribosylation factor-like protein 4A. Gene Ontology annotation, biological process: vesicle-mediated transport; intracellular protein transport. Gene Ontology annotation, molecular function: GTPase activity; GTP binding. The coding region runs from base 334 to 936 and encodes 200 amino acids. The transcript has 2 exons. Lineage: Eukaryota; Metazoa; Chordata; Actinopteri; Salmoniformes; Salmonidae. Gene Ontology annotation, cellular component: cytoplasm. The record is from RefSeq and is a predicted model, not a curated record.
UGGGUACAUUAUUGAUGGGGCUUCCAGUUAAACCAAUCGGUUGCUCGAACGUGAGCAUAGUUUUACACAAAUUGCACUGCAGUAUUAUUCUAUGGGAAUGAAACCGUCUAGUAAAAAUAAUAGAACGCUGCUGAUCGCGCGACAGUCAUCAGAAGCCCUGGAUUGUGAAUAUUGGAUAACAUGUUACUGGACCUCGUGAACACAGAUCCGCAUAUUCAGAGUGGAUAGAUGUCACUGCUGCAAUCCAUUUGGAAUAUAAUCAGUGCCAAUCAUCGUUGUUGGAGAAGUGGACCAACCCUUUUAUUCCACCUGUUCUUCCCCACAUGAGAAAAGAUGGGGAAUGGAUUAUCUGAACCACAGACUUUCCUCUCGAGAAUCUCUUUCUUUCAGUCGUUCCAUAUCGCCAUUUUGGGACUGGACUCUGCAGGUAAAACGACUGUCCUGUACAGGUUGCAGUUCAAUGAGUUUGUCAACACAGUGCCUACCAAAGGCUUCAACGCAGAAAAGGUCAAUGUGUCUUUGGGUGGCCACAGGACGGUGACCUUCCACUUCUGGGACGUAGGUGGUCAAGAGAAGUUGCGUCCAUUGUGGAAGUCAUACACACGCUGUACCGACGGCAUCGUAUUCGUGGUGGACUCUGUAGAUGCCGAACGCAUGGAGGAGGCUAAAACGGAGCUCCAUAAGAUCGCCAAGACCGGAGACAACCAGGGAGUGCCACUGCUGGUGGUGGCUAACAAGCAAGACUUGAGGCACUCUCUGAGCCUGGCUGAGAUUGAAAAGGCGCUAGCUCUGAAGGAACUGAGCCCUGGCACGCCCUGGCACCUGCAGCCCACCUGUGCCAUCAUAGGAGACGGACUGAAAGAUGGCAUGGAGAGACUCCAUGACAUGAUCCUUAAACGGAGAAAGAUGCUCCGCCAACAGAAGAAAAAUAGAUGAUCAAGCAGUGAACUGAAUCUCUUGUUUUAAAUGAAGGACACAAGGAGAUGUUCUCGCACCUGGGUGGAUAUAGGAGUUCUCCCACAGGCUUGGCACACUGAGUUUUAUCAGUCAAUGUUAAACUGUAGGUAUAUCGUGUCUCAGACAGCAAAAUGUCUUACUUCAUCUUAAGUAUUUCUUGCAUUUUAGUGGUUGAGAAAGCACUAUGAAGGUAAAGGAUUUGGGGUUUAUGAUUAAAGAAUGGUUUUGAUCCUUGGUAUUAGACCAUUAGUAAUGGAUAUUUCAAAAUCGAAUACCAAAAAUGACAUGAGUUUGAUGAAGAACAGAAAGAAUAUGUCACCUUUCUCUACAAAGGUUAGUGGAAGGACAACAAACACGGUCUUCCUCAAAGGGAACUUUUGAACCUUGUAAGCUACUUUUAAAUGUUUUCUUCCUUCUCAAAAGGAAGGUACAGUCUUGCGCUUUUUGUCUGUCUAGUGUCUGUCUGUUUGUUAAUGCACUUUAGAUGACCUUUUUUGAUGAUGGAGUUUACAGCCUUGAUGUUUCCCAAUAGAGCUUAUUACACAUAAAGUUUAGUUGCAUCAAAAGAAGCCAACUGUAAUAUGCUACUGUACUGGGUCCCUAUUGGCCACAUGGACAAUAGAUGGGAUAUGUUUUUCAUGUUUUCAUCUUUAAUAAAGCCUCUUUACAGCACUGCUUUUGUUUUGUAUGAAGGAUAUAUUGCUAUUUUGAUUAUUUGUCAUAAUAUUUUUUGAGAAGUUCCGCAGAUCUGAUAAGCCUGAUGAGAUGUUUAAAAUGUAUGUCCUCUGAUUCUCAUAUUUGAAAGACACUGAAGUAAAUCAAAAUGAAUCUUGGUUGCUCAUGCUCACACUUUGUACUGAUGGAUAAUGAAUCUCCCUUAUUUCUCUUUCUGAAAGUAAACAAGACGCAUAUGAUUGA